Messenger RNA from Athene cunicularia (burrowing owl), 6581 nucleotides. It is a transcript of the gene USP53, whose product is annotated as ubiquitin specific peptidase 53. The transcript is spliced from 15 exons. Lineage: Eukaryota; Metazoa; Chordata; Aves; Strigiformes; Strigidae. Gene Ontology annotation, cellular component: cell-cell junction. Gene Ontology annotation, biological process: protein deubiquitination; response to auditory stimulus; sensory perception of sound. Bases 544 to 3867 code for a protein of 1107 amino acids. Gene Ontology annotation, molecular function: cysteine-type deubiquitinase activity. The record is from RefSeq and is a predicted model, not a curated record.
ACUACAAAGAGAAUGAAAUAAACAUGGCGUCUUCUAAACUGGAAUACAUUUUGUGGGUCGCAGUUAAAAGUAAAAAGAAGAUGGAACGAAAUGAGAGAACAGGAGUAUAACACCUGUCGAGAACCUUCCAUUUUUGUGAUAUAUUUAUAUAUAUAAACUUGCAGUAUAAUACAGCUAAUGAUUUAUAGUAAUACUUUAUUGAUAUCCCUGGAAGGACAAGUCAGUUACUGUGCAACUUGCUUAAGAACUUUUAUUCUAAUAACUUUUAACAUGUUUUAACCUUAACUGGACACCUUAUUUUCUUUUUAAGUCUGUGAAUUAAACACUCUGUAUAGCUGUAUUUUUACUGAGAGACUGAUCCUGAUAGAUGGCUGACAGCUGCUCAUGGGAAAUGGACGUAAACCCAUGAAUGGUUACCAUCACACAGUGUUGAAUGGAAUGCCAUGACUUUUAGAGCAGUUCUCUUAGGACCUUCUUUGCCUUGCACCCAUCAUAUCCUUAAAUAUUUAAGUGUAAAUAUUGCAAUUACAGUCUAAAAAAAUAAUGGCAUGGGUGAAAUUCUUGAGAAAACCUGGGGGUAACCUUGGAAAAGUUUAUCAGCCUGGAAGUAUACUGUCCCUGGCCCCUACAAAAGGCUUAUUAAAUGAGCCAGGACAAAACAGCUGCUUUCUUAAUAGUGCUGUUCAGGUGUUAUGGCAACUUGACAUAUUUCGACGAAGUUUAAGAGGUUUAACUGGACAUGUGUGUCAGGGAGAUGCGUGCAUAUUUUGUGCUUUAAAGGCAAUAUUUUCACAAUUUCAACACAGUCGAGAAAAAGCACUCCCAUCAGAUAAUAUGAGACAUGCCCUCGCAGAAAGUUUUAAGGAUGAACAGCGUUUCCAGCUUGGAUUCAUGGACGAUGCAGCAGAAUGCUUUGAAAAUAUCCUUGAGAGGAUUCAUUUUCACCUAGUGCCAAACAGUGAAACAGAUAUGUGCACUUCAAAAUCCUGUAUUUCUCAUCAGAAGUUUGCUAUGACACUGUAUGAACAGUGUGUAUGUCGCAGUUGUGGAGCCUCAUCAGACCCAUUGCCUUUUACGGAAUUUGUGCGUUAUAUUUCUACCACAGCCCUGUGUAAUGAAGUAGAAAAAAUGAUGGAGAGGCAUGAACGUCUCAAGCCAGAAAUGUUUGCAGAAUUGCUGCAGGCAGCAAAUACUGCUGAUGACUACAGAAAGUGUCCUAGUAACUGUGGUCAAAAAAUAAAAAUUCGUCGUGUUCUUAUGAAUUGCCCUGAGAUUGUCACAAUUGGUUUAGUCUGGGAUUCAGAACACUCUGACCUGACAGAAGAGGUUAUGCGGAAUCUGGCAACACAGCUUUAUCUUCCUGGGCUGUUUUAUAGAGUUACAGAUGAAAAUGCCAAAAAUAGUGAACUCUUUCUUGUGGGAAUGAUUUGCUACACAAGCCGACAUUAUUGUGCCUUUGCCUUUCACACCAAGAGUUGCAGAUGGGUGCUGUUUGAUGAUGCUAAUGUAAAAGAGAUCGGAACAAAAUGGAAAGAUGUGGUCUCCAGGUGCAUUCGAUGUCACUUUCAGCCACUGUUGCUCUUUUAUGCUAACCCAGAUGGCACAGCUGUAUCCCCAGAAGAUGCUCCAAAGCAGAUCAUUCACUGGUCUCAAUGCAAAGCAGCAGGAGGAAAUGGGGAAGACUUGGGAUUUGAAAAGCAUUCAGCUCCUAAAUCAGACCAUGUGAAAGAGAAUGGAAUUGGAGACCCCACUAACCAAAGGAGUAAUAAAAAAUUUCAGCCAGAUAAUUCAGCGUUCAGUAGAAGCCAUAUUCAAGCUAGUGGUGGUAGAGGCCCAGCAAAGUUAGGUUACAGUGAUCAAAAGGACAGGCUAAAGGACAUAUCCAGAGAGUGUGCUCAGAAAGCUGCUGAUAUGAAGAACUUCUCAUCUUUACGAAAAGAUGCAGACAGAGGACCAAGAAAAGAGCCUGGGAGACAAAGAGAUUUGACUGGGGAAGAUCGUUGCAAUGUUAAGUCGGGGUCUCCUCCAGUUGGAAAUGGACUCAGACCCUGUGCUGAUCAGCGCAUAUACAGCAGCCAGGGAAGAGGCUCCUAUAAACAUGACAACGCACCUCACCAAGCAAAGCUUUCUGUGCAGGGGCUUGGAUCAAAUAAACCAGAAGCUUUUCCUGCUGGGGAGAAACCGGUGAUCAGGACCCGGACUGAUGGUGUCACUGGCUAUGAUACAGACACCAGUCAAGACUCCAGGGACAAGGGAAGUAGCAGCAGAAGCAGAAGUAAAGGUUGGAAACCUAUGCGAGAGACACUAAACGUAGACAGCAUUUUCAGUGAGACUGAGAAAAAACAGCAUAGCCCAAAGCACAAGGCAAAUCCAAACAGUAAAUCUAAGCAUGAAAAGGAACGAAGCUUUAACCAUUGGGCAAAAGAGAACCAAAUCCAGAAAGGUUUAAUGACUAUAUAUGAAGAUGAAACAAAACAGGAUACAGGAAGUCGAAGUUCAUUGGAUUCAGAGGGGAAAGGGAAUGCUGAAAAAAGCAGAGUAUUUACAGAGAGAAAAAUCCACGGUGAUAACUGGCAAAUUCAGAGGACAGAAUCUGGAUAUGAAAGCAGUGAUCACAUCAGUAAUGGCUCUGCAAAUCCAGACUCACCUGUUAUUGAAGGAAUCAAUCCAGCAGAUGUCAAGAAUGUUAAAGAAAGUGCUUCCUGCAGUGAACAGAACUUGUCAACCAAAAAAGCUGAGAAUGUGUUACAUUUAGUAUCCCAGCAGAACAGAAACUUUUAUGAUUUCAGGAAAGACCAGAUCAAUUCAGAAGUUAACUACAGACCUCAUGUUAAUUUCCCAACAGAAUUACAUUUGCAGGUGCCCAGUCUUCCAGUAAAGAGAGCUGAAAUGGCUGAGACCAAUAGGAAAAUUUUCCCAUCAUCAGCUCUACAGCCAGUUCUUAAAGAUAUUGUUAAGUCAGAAAGUAGGAACAAGGCAAGCGACCAGAAUUCUUCAGAGUGGCUUCAACCAGAGAAGUAUGAGAAGAUGAAUGUGUCAAUAUAUUGCGCUGACGGUGUAUCCCACCCCUAUACAGAAAAUGUCUGUGGAAGGAAGCCGAUCAAUAAUGACUUUCACUCCUUUGCCCAGCCCCAGUCUCAUCACGCAAGAACGUUUGGUCCCAAGGUGGGGUGGUCACCUUGUGUGCCACAGAACCCAUCAGAAAGGCCCACGGUGCUUCACCCUCCUGGUGAGCUUGCUGGGCACCCACUCCGAAGGGCGGAUGCUCUUUGGGUGCCUGAAGCAGUGUACCAGAAUCUUCCUCCCCCUUUACCCCCAAAGAAAUAUGCUCUGAAUACUUUGCCAGGAUCAGAAAAUAACUCGACAGCUGAUGUAAAAUCGACAGAAGCGUUGCAAAAUAAUCUUAUAAGGCAAACAGGUACACCAUUAAAAUCUGCUGCAGAAGUAAGUUUAUUUACAAAUGAACAAAGGUUUAAAGAGCCCUUUCAAGGGAAUGAACUGUUUGUUCAUAAACCAGAUUCUCCACCUUGCUUAUCAGUUAAUGACUUUUGGACUGUGUCAGAAAACUUACUAAAGAAAGGAUCUCGUCAUAUGGGACCAAGUGCUGGCUAUGUCGAUGGAAAUGAUGGUGUGUCCCUAACAACAUAUUUUUCAGUAGAUAGUUGUAUGACUGAUACAUACAGGAUGAAAUAUCAUCAGAGACCCAAGCUGUAUUUUACAGAUAGUGGAAGCUUUCACAGAGAAAAGCAUCCUCCAUCAGCUGGAGUAGAACUGAAUGCUACAUACCAUGCUACUGUUGAGUCCAGACAUCCCACGUCUGAGCAAAGGUACAAAGCAAACAUAGAAGGCAUACACUGCAGUAGAUAGAUUAUUUAAAAAAUAAACCAACCAACCUAUUUCUGACUUCAGCAUUUCAUGGGCCCAAACCUUGGAUAUGUGUGUGUGAUAACUAGGUACCCAGUUGACUGUACUUUGCUUAGGAGUUACAACUGUUUAAAUGAAUAUGCAACAGAAGGCCUUGAACAGAGGAGAAGAGGUGCUAAACUUCUGGUUCUUCGAUUUGUUACUCUAGUUGCCUUAAUGCUUACCUCUGUUACUUGUCUUCUACAGUUUAUAUUAAAAAUGGUCCCUUUGGGUGUAUGCAUUUUACAGCAGGGGGAUCAACUAGAUGUUACUAAUUUUGUAAGAAGAUUUAAUCAGAUGCAGUUUAAAAAGUGUUCCUUCAGACUGUGGUCACUACAUACUUAGACUAACAAAAGAGAUAAACAUAUUAUCAUAUAUAGUGCAGUAAAUGUAGUUAUAAUAGAGCAGUAUUUGUUGUGAUGGGUAGCAGGAGGUGACAUGUUUUUUUUCAACAGAUUUCUCUGAGUCUGUGCUUUCACAAACCUUCAAGUGUCUUUAAUGCAAGUUUACCCAGAGAAUUUCUAACUUUUUUAUUUGAAAAGCCUUAAUAAUAAUCUUUAAAAACGGUUCUGGUUUGCAAGUGUUAAAUGAGAUUUUAAAAGGGAAUUCAAGUAAACUGCAAUAAUAGAUUGUCCUAUUAAUAUACCUGCUCUACAUUAGUGUGCAUUUAAAAACACAUCAGAUUUGUUCACCCUAUAAGCUAUAUACUUAUUAAAAUUAAAUCUAACCAUAUAAGCUACAAACUGAUAGAGCAGAAUAGUGUGCUAAUUUUAAAAUACAGAGUUAUCAUGCAACUAUGACAGGUUAAUUUUGUAAAGGUUUAGUUGUAUUUACUACUUAUGUUCAGUUCUGAUUUAUUCUGCAAUUGCAUGCAAAGCCAAUGCUGCUAUUUAUUGAACUUCCUUUUUUCAGCUUGACAUUUUGAGCAAUGUUUAAUGGGGAUCAGACACUUGAUUUUACUGAUGACUUUUUUUCCUGUUUGAAGCAGUUCUAGACAUGGAUAACGUUCCACAUUAGCAGAUCAUGCUGGCUGAGCCUGCAGCCAUUUGGACCAAGAUGGCUGAGGGGGCGUGAGAAGAGGUUCCUCUCUUUCUCUGCUCUAGCAGUCUGCCCUGUAGUUUUGGCAGCUCUUGCAUUUACCAUGUCUUUUGGUAACAAAGAGGAGGAUUUGAUUGGCUUUUUGGUUAGUUAAAUCAGUGCAUAGAAUUAUGGCCCAAUGAGGGCUGGGGAGGAAAAGGCAAAUGGGAUUUUGCCUUUGUUGCAGCCAUGAGUGUUUGAAGUCACCCACAGUGUCUUGUGGUGUCAGAGGCAGGGGCUUAGAGUUCUGUUUCCGUCUUAUAACAGUGAACAAUGUAUAAUUUAGAAUUAAUGUCAGUGAAGCCUCACGCAAUCUGAAAAGGUUAAGUUUUUGCCAUUAUUCGUGUUAGUGGUAACUUGGGAGUGCUGCCGAUCACAUAUGAACAUCAAUGCCUUUUAGUUAUGAAAAUAAUGCAAGAAGGUUAAAUAUGCAUAAUAAACACUCUUGCUUAUACUUGCACUGUUAGUCAGAAAGGCUUUUUUUAUGUGAGUUUUAGCGCUGCAACCAAAUGUUGGCAAUUGUUUAGCACUAUUAUCCAAGGUAUACAUUUAAACAGUAGUUUUGGUUAUUCUGUGUCAAGGUCAGUUUUUUUUUUUUAAACUACAUGUAGCUUACAGUAGAACUGGAACAUGAUAUAUGCAACAAACCAGGUAUCUCAGAUUAAUCUUCUUUCUGCCUUGUUGAUCAAAAUUUGUUGUAGCACUUGGAAAAAAGAAUUUUAGAAUUUGUAGUGCAAAUAAUUAUGCAUGUUUAGGUGUGGCUGCUGGUAAACAGCAACUGAAAAAAAUAAUCCUUUUGUAAGAAAAUCGGUUGAAUACAGAAAACCAUGAAAAUGUAGGAACUUACUGUAAUAUUUUUGAGAGAGAUUUGAGAGCUUGUAAAUUAAACUUUUCUAGUUUAUCUAGCAAUGUUACAUUAUAUACUCAGUUAACUGUCUUCUAAUACUUGUGUAAAAACAAAGAUUAUUGGAAUUUGUAAAUAAUGUAUAAUUUGUAAAAUGUUUUGCAAAAAUCUUGUAUUUGAAAUGACAGUAUUUUUGUGUAUGAAUAGCACAGCAACAACUGUGAAUGAUGUUAAAACACUUUUUUAAACAUCCAUAGCAAUGUUCAUACUUCUGUACAAUGAGCAAUAUGAAUGCCUAUUACUGAUACCAAUGAAUUUGGCUUCCAGUAAGCACAACUGGUAAACUUAUUUUUAAAGUACCUGCAGUAAUUUAGGUGUACUUCAGUCUUCUUGCUUUGCUUCAAACAAUCUUACCAGACAACUUUCUAUGUGGCCCAUGUUUACCAGGUAUUUAAUUAUAGUAAAUAGACAGCUAAUCGAGGCACCUUUGUUUUUAUAUUUGACUCUGCACUCCAUGUAUGUAUGUACGUAAUAUAUGCUAACUAAUAUGUGAUAACUUGUUUUAACUUACCUAGGGUGCCUAUUUAUUUUUUUACAAAUGUCCCCUUCUGGCUAUAGAUUUAUAUAAGAGCCUAGACAAUUUUUGUAACAGUAAAGACAUUAACAAGUCUUGUAAUUAAUAUAUUUUUCAGUCUUUAGAAUUAUUUUCAUGCAAAGUUCUGCUUGUUAAAACUAUCAGAUAAAAAUUUAAAAUAUC